This is a messenger RNA of Pistacia vera, 1676 nucleotides long. RefSeq names its product protein DETOXIFICATION 35-like. Gene Ontology annotation, cellular component: membrane. Gene Ontology annotation, biological process: xenobiotic detoxification by transmembrane export across the plasma membrane. Gene Ontology annotation, molecular function: xenobiotic transmembrane transporter activity; antiporter activity; DNA binding. The record is from RefSeq and is a predicted model, not a curated record. NCBI's taxonomy places the organism in Eukaryota, Viridiplantae, Streptophyta, Magnoliopsida, Sapindales, Anacardiaceae.
AUGGCGAAACACCCAAUAGCCUACCCUCCAUUCAGUUAUCCGUUUGCUGCCACUUCUCCUGCGACAGAACUAACGCUUUUCGAUAAAGCUUGGACUUGGCCAAGUGACAAAACAGAAGCAACGACACAUGUCCCUAAAACCUUAGCUGAGGCUGAUAUAAGCAAAAGAGAGGUAACUGCCAGAAUUAGGAAGAUGAAACAUUACAGCCCCAGAGAAGAGGAAGAGGAAAGGAGCAAGGGUGUUUCUACACAACUGGGGCUCCAUCCCUAUAAUCCUUGGAACAUAGUUAAAACUCUUACCAAAAGUGAUCUGGGCCAUCAGAGCAGGCUUUUGUUACCAAAAGAUUUGAUCGAUGACUAUGUUAAGCCGCUCAUGAGCCCUGAUAGCUUUGACAAAAUUCAAAGUAGGGAGGGUCUGACAGUUUCAAUUUUGGAUAAUGAUACUGAUUCUGUGCACAACGAGAUGGUUCUAAAGAAAUGGCGAUCUUCCAACAGCAGUUACGUUCUCAUUAAAAACUGGGGCAGUGAUUUUGUCAGGCGAAGAAAUUUGCAGGCAGGAGACGAAAUUGCCAUGUUCUGGGAUGCAAGCUAUCCAAGGUUGAACUUCCGUCCACUAAAACUUUUUGGGCAAGAAGAUGAAAUAGCUGAUCUAGCAGGGCAAUUCACUCUCUUAGUUAUUACUCAAUUGUUUUCAUUUGCCAUCAAUUUUCCUACCCAAAAGUUCCUUCAGGCUCAAAGCAGGGUUAGCAUCAUUGCUUGGAUUGGGUUUGUAGCUCUGAUAAUUCACAUUGUACUGCUUUAUCUUUUCGUUUAUGUAUUUGAUCGGGGAACAACUGGUGCGGCUAUAGCAUUUGAUAUCACAGCUUGGGAAAUAACCAUUGCGCAAGUUAUAUAUGUGAUGGGUUGGUGCAAAGAGGGGUGGCAUGGCUUCUCUUGGUCAGCAUUUCAUGACAUUUGGGCGUUUGUUCGGCUUUCAAUUGCCUCAACUUGCAUGCUUUGCCUAGAGAUUUGGCAUAUGAUGAGCAUUAUCAUUCUCACUGGCCACCUUGAUAAUGCUGUAAUUGCAGUUGGUUCCCUUUCCAUAUGCAUGAACUUGAACGGGUGGGAAGCUAUGUUAUUCAUUGGAAUAAAUGCUGCAAUAAGCGUCCGCGUCUCUAAUGAGCUUGGAUUGGGACGUCCUAGAUCAGCCAAAUACUCAGUCUAUGUGACAGUAUUUCAAUCUCUUCUCAUAGGAUUUUUUUUCAUGGUAGUUAUAUUGAUAACGAAGGACUAUUUUGCCGUCCUUUUCACAAGCAGCAAAGAUCUGCAAAUUACCGUGGCUAAACUAGCAUUCCUCCUUGGUAUCACCAUGGUCCUUAACAGUGUCCAACCAGUAAUAUCAGGUGUUGCUAUUGGUGGUGGAUGGCAAGCAUUGGUGGCUUACAUCAAUCUAGGUUCGUACUACGUAUUUGGACUCCCUCUUGGUUACCUCCUUGGUUAUGAAGGAAAAUUGGGCGUUAAGGGACUUUGGUCGGGCAUGAUAUGCGGAACUGCAUUGCAAACAUUGCUGCUCCUGAUUGUACAUUACAGAACCAACUGGAGCAAGGAGGUCGAACAGUCAACAGCGCGCAUGCGGAAGUGGGGCGGUCAAGCCAUUGAUUCAGGGAAGAAUGAAGAUAGCAUCUGAAACACUGCAUG